AUGCGUGCAGAGCCAGAUUCGCCUGAAAGAAAUGAGAGCUCAAGCAGUAAGUUCUGGCGGCGGCGGCGGCGUGAACUUAGCAACAGGUGGCGUGGGCUGGUUCUCAGGAACCGCUUGACCGCCCUCGUGGUGGAUAGAGUGAGUGUGUGCCGGCUUCUAGCGUAUUACUUGCUGGAAUCAGUUGGCGUAGAGACAAAGAUGGCUGAGAGUGGGCAGGAGGCACUCGAGUUCAUCGGGGAGGAUUACGACUUGAUCCUCGUCGACAGAUACACGAAUAACAUGAACGGUCUCGAGACCAUACGGCUGUUGAGGGAGAGGCACAUGCGGAGCAAGAUCAUCGGCCUGACAUCCGGAGAGAUUGAGAUUGAUAGGGCGGCGAUGAUACAAGCUGGAGCUGAUGACUGCUUGGAAGAGCCACUGCGUGCAAAUGCUUUGGCCGAUAUCCUGGCAGAGAUCGACCGCCGCUGA
Eucalyptus grandis is the source of this 468-nucleotide messenger RNA. RefSeq names its product two-component response regulator 24. NCBI's taxonomy places the organism in Eukaryota, Viridiplantae, Streptophyta, Magnoliopsida, Myrtales, Myrtaceae. The record is from RefSeq and is a predicted model, not a curated record. Gene Ontology annotation, biological process: phosphorelay signal transduction system. The coding region runs from base 1 to 468 and encodes 155 amino acids. The transcript has 2 exons.